UUUUGGAAGUGGAUAACUGCUCAAAUUUCAAGAAUUUCAAGAGCUCUGAGGGCGCAUUUCGCGCGGACCAUGGACGAGCCGUCCGCCCUGACCAAGGCCCUGGACCUGAAUCAGCACUCUCGCUUCAUAAUCGGCUCCGUGUCCGAAGACAACUCGGAGGACGAGAUCAGCUCCUUGGUGAAGCUCGACCUGCUGGAAGAAAAGGAGGGGUCCCUGUCACCGGCCUCCGUCUGCUCGGACACCCUGUCCGACCUGGGGCUCUCCGGCCUCCAGGAUGGCCCCGGUCUGGCAGUGCACAUGAGCGAGCAAAAUGGUGACAUGUCGGUGCAGUCGAGAAGGCCCAGCAUGUCUGGCCUGCACCUGGUAAAACAAGGCCGUGAUCGAAAGAAAAUAGACCUGCAGCGAGAUUUCACUGUGGCUUCUCCAGCAGAGUUUGUGACUCGUUUUGGAGGAAAUAAAGUUAUCGAAAAGGUUCUCAUCGCCAACAACGGCAUCGCUGCCGUGAAAUGCAUGCGCUCUAUCCGCCGGUGGUCUUACGAGAUGUUUAGAAAUGAGCGGGCCAUUCGAUUUGUGGUCAUGGUCACCCCUGAAGAUCUGAAAGCCAACGCAGAGUACAUUAAGAUGGCAGACCAUUACGUGCCGGUGCCAGGGGGCACGAACAACAACAACUAUGCCAACGUGGAACUGAUUCUCGAUAUCGCGAAAAGGAUUCCCGUGCAAGCAGUGUGGGCUGGCUGGGGUCACGCUUCCGAGAAUCCCAAGCUUCCCGAACUCCUCCUGAAAAACGGCAUUGCUUUUAUGGGUCCUCCAAGCCAAGCCAUGUGGGCUUUGGGUGAUAAAAUCGCUUCCUCCAUUGUGGCCCAGACUGCAGGCAUCCCCACUCUUCCCUGGAGUGGCAACGGUCUUUCUGUCGCCUGGCAGGAGAAUGAUUUUCAGAAACCCAUCUUGAACGUUCCCCAGGAGGUGUACGAAAAGGGUUAUGUGAAGGAUGUGGAUGAUGGGAUGCUGGCGGCUGAGAAAGUUGGAUACCCAGUGAUGAUCAAGGCUUCAGAAGGAGGAGGGGGGAAAGGGAUCAGAAAAGUCAACAAUGCGGAUGACUUCCCUAACCUCUUCAGACAGGUUCAAGCCGAGGUGCCCGGCUCGCCCAUCUUUGUGAUGAGACUGGCCAAACAGUCCCGUCACUUGGAAGUGCAGAUUCUGGCCGAUCAGUACGGCAACGCCAUCUCCCUCUUCGGCCGUGACUGCUCCGUUCAGCGCAGGCACCAGAAGAUCAUCGAAGAAGCUCCGGCCACCAUCGCGACUUCCGACGUUUUCGAGCGCAUGGAAAAGUGCGCAGUGAAGCUGGCCAAGAUGGUUGGCUACGUGAGCGCCGGCACGGUGGAGUACCUCUACAGCCAGGACGGCAGCUUUUACUUCCUGGAACUGAAUCCCCGGCUCCAGGUGGAGCACCCCUGUACGGAGAUGGUGGCCGACGUGAAUCUGCCUGCCGCCCAGCUCCAGAUCGCCAUGGGAAUUCCCCUUUACCGAAUCAAGGACAUACGCAUGAUGUAUGGGGUGUCCCCCUGGGGCGACGUCCCCAUUGAUUUUGAGAACUCCGCCCACGUCCCCUGCCCCCGGGGCCAUGUCAUCGCGGCACGGAUCACCAGUGAGAAUCCAGACGAGGGUUUUAAACCUAGUUCGGGAACAGUCCAGGAGCUGAAUUUCCGCAGUAACAAGAACGUCUGGGGAUAUUUUAGCGUUGCGGCUGCCGGGGGACUUCACGAGUUUGCAGAUUCUCAGUUUGGCCACUGCUUCUCCUGGGGAGAAAACAGAGAGGAAGCUAUUUCGAACAUGGUGGUGGCCCUGAAGGAGCUGUCCAUCCGAGGGGACUUCCGAACCACCGUCGAGUACCUCAUCAAAUUGUUGGAGACGGAGAGCUUCCAGCAGAACAGAAUCGAUACCGGCUGGUUGGACAGACUGAUAGCCGAGAAAGUCCAGGCAGAGCGGCCUGACACCAUGUUGGGGGUCGUGUGUGGAGCCCUGCACGUAGCCGACGUGAGCUUGCGGAACAGCGUCUCCAACUUCCUGCAUUCCCUGGAGAGGGGUCAAGUACUGCCCGCUCAUACGCUUCUGAACACGGCAGACGUAGAGCUGAUCUAUGAAGGGGCCAAGUAUGUAUUGAAGGUGACCCGGCAGUCCCCCAACUCCUACGUGGUGAUCAUGAACGGCUCCUGCAUGGAAGUGGACGUUCAUCGGCUGAGCGACGGCGGGCUGCUUCUGUCCUACGACGGCAGCAGCUACACCACCUACAUGAAAGAAGAGGUGGACAGGUACCGCAUCACGAUCGGCAACAAGACGUGUGUGUUCGAGAAGGAGAACGACCCUUCGGUGCUGCGCUCCCCUUCGGCCGGGAAGCUGAUCCAGUACAUCGUGGAAGACGGGGGUCAUGUCUUUGCAGGCCAGUGCUACGCCGAGAUCGAGGUGAUGAAGAUGGUGAUGACUCUGACAUCCGUGGAGUCAGGCUGCAUCCAUUAUGUCAAGCGGCCCGGGGCCGCCCUCGACCCUGGCUGCGUGAUUGCCAAACUGCAGCUGGACAACCCUACCAAAGUUCAGCAGGCCGAACUGCACACCGGGAUUUUACCACGGAUCCAGAGUACGGCCCUGCGUGGCGAGAAACUCCACCGAGUCUUCCACUACGUCUUGGACAACCUCGUCAACGUAAUGAGUGGCUACUGUCUCCCGGACCCCUUCUUCAGCAGCAGGGUGAAGGAUUGGGUUGAACGGCUGAUGAAGACUCUGAGAGACCCUUCCUUGCCUCUCUUGGAGCUGCAGGACAUCAUGACCAGUGUCUCCGGACGAAUCCCCCCAAAUGUGGAGAAGUCCAUCAAAAAGGAGAUGGCCCAGUACGCCAGCAACAUUACAUCUGUCCUCUGCCAGUUUCCCAGCCAACAGAUUGCCAAUAUCUUGGACAGCCAUGCGGCCACUCUGAACCGCAAGUCUGAGAGAGAGGUUUUCUUCAUGAAUACGCAGAGCAUUGUGCAACUUGUGCAGAGGUACCGGAGUGGCAUUCGAGGCCACAUGAAGGCCGUGGUGAUGGACCUGCUCCGGCAGUACCUGCGAGUGGAGACUCAGUUCCAGCAUGGUCACUAUGACAAGUGUGUGUUUGCCCUUCGGGAGGAGAACAAGAGUGACAUGAACACUGUGCUGAAUUACAUCUUCUCCCACGCUCAGGUCACCAAGAAGAACCUGCUGGUCACGAUGCUCAUUGACCAGUUGUGUGGCCGGGAUCCCACCCUGACCGAUGAACUGCUGAACAUCCUCACCGAGCUGACCCAGCUCAGCAAGACCACCAAUGCCAAAGUGGCCCUGCGAGCCCGACAGGUUCUAAUAGCCUCCCACUUACCGUCCUACGAACUGCGUCAUAACCAAGUGGAGUCCAUCUUUCUGUCCGCGAUUGACAUGUACGGACACCAGUUCUGCAUCGAGAACCUGCAGAAACUUAUCUUGUCUGAAACAUCCAUUUUUGAUGUCCUCCCAAAUUUCUUCUACCACAGUAACCAGGUGGUGAGAAUGGCAGCUCUGGAGGUAUAUGUCCGAAGGGCUUAUAUCGCCUAUGAGCUCAACAGUGUACAGCAUCGUCAGCUGAAGGACAACACGUGCGUGGUGGAAUUUCAAUUCAUGCUUCCUACAUCCCAUCCAAAUAGAGGGAACAUCCCCACGCUAAACAGAAUGUCCUUCUCCUCCAACCUCAACCACUAUGGCAUGGCUCACAUGGCCAGCGUCAGCGACGUGCUGCUGGACAACUCGUUCACCCCGCCGUGCCAGAGGAUGGGGGGGAUGGUCUCCUUCCGAACCUUCGAAGACUUCGUCAGGAUCUUCGAUGAAGUGAUGGGCUGUUUCUGUGACUCCCCUCCUCAAAGCCCCACAUUCCCCGAGGCGGGCCACACAUCCCUUUAUGAUGAAGAAAAGGCUGCGAGAGAUGAACCGAUACACAUCCUCAAUGUGGCCAUCAAGACGGACUGUGACAUCGAGGACGAUGGGCUGGCGGCCAUAUUCAGAGAGUUUACCCAAUGCAAGAAAGCUGUCCUCAUAGAACAUGGGAUCCGUCGACUUACCUUCCUCGUAGCACAAAAGGAUUUCAGAAAACAGGUCAACUAUGAGGUGGAUCAAAGAUUUCAUAGAGAGUUCCCCAAAUUUUUCACGUUCCGAGCGAGAGAUAAGUUUGAGGAGGAUCGCAUCUACCGACACUUAGAGCCCGCACUGGCUUUUCAGCUGGAGCUCAACCGGAUGCGAAACUUCGACCUCACCGCCAUCCCGUGCGCCAAUCACAAGAUGCACUUAUACCUGGGGGCGGCCAAGGUGGAAGUGGGUACAGAAGUCACCGACUACAGGUUCUUCGUGAGGGCCAUCAUCAGGCAUUCGGACCUGGUCACCAAGGAAGCCUCCUUUGAGUAUCUGCAGAACGAAGGAGAACGCCUGCUCCUGGAAGCCAUGGAUGAGCUGGAGGUUGCUUUCAACAACACGAAUGUCCGCACCGACUGCAACCACAUCUUCCUCAACUUUGUGCCCACCGUCAUCAUGGACCCCUCCAAGAUCGAGGAGUCCGUGCGGAGCAUGGUGAUGCGCUAUGGGAGUCGGCUCUGGAAACUCCGAGUCCUUCAGGCGGAACUGAAAAUCAACAUUCGCCUGACUCCGACCGGAAAAGCCAUUCCCAUCCGCCUCUUCCUCACCAAUGAAUCCGGCUAUUACCUGGACAUUAGCCUUUACAAGGAAGUGACCGAUUCCAGGACAGCACAGAUUAUGUUCCAGGCCUACGGAGACAAACAGGGACCACUUCAUGGCAUGCUAAUCAAUACCCCCUACGUGACCAAGGACCUACUGCAAUCUAAGCGGUUUCAGGCCCAGACCUUAGGAACGACUUACAUCUAUGACAUUCCGGAGAUGUUUCGACAGUCUCUGCUUAAACUCUGGGAGUCCAUGGCUGCUCAGGCAUUCCUGCCAUCACCGCCCCUGCCUUCCGACAUACUGACGUAUACCGAACUGGUGUUGGACGAUCAAGGUCAGCUGGUGCAUAUGAACAGGCUUCCAGGAGGAAAUGAGAUCGGCAUGGUAGCCUGGAAAAUGACUCUUAAGAGCCCCGAGUACCCAGAGGGCAGAGACAUCAUCGUCAUCGGCAACGAUAUCACUUACCGAAUUGGGUCCUUUGGGCCACAGGAGGACAUCUUAUUUCUGAGGGCCUCUGAGCUUGCCAGAGCACAAGGUAUCCCCCGCAUUUACGUGGCGGCGAACAGCGGAGCGAGGAUUGGGUUAGCCGAAGAGAUCCGCCACAUGUUUCAAGUGGCUUGGGUGGAUCCUGCCGAUCCGUACAAGGGAUACAAGUACUUGUAUCUGACUCCUCAAGAUUACAAGAAAGUCAGUGCCCUGAACUCGGUUCACUGUGAGCAUGUGGAGGAUGAAGGAGAAUCCAGGUACAAGAUAACAGAUAUUAUCGGGAAGGAAGAUGGCUUUGGAGCAGAGAACUUGAGAGGCUCUGGGAUGAUUGCUGGAGAGUCCUCAUUGGCCUACGACAAGAUAAUCACCAUCAGCUUGGUUUCAUGUCGGGCCAUUGGGAUUGGGGCAUAUCUUGUCCGAUUGGCCCAGAGAACUAUCCAGGUUGAGAACUCACAUUUGAUUUUGACGGGAGCUGCAGCCCUUAAUAAAGUGCUUGGACGGGAAGUGUAUACCUCCAACAAUCAGCUUGGGGGCAUCCAGAUUAUGCACAACAAUGGGGUGACGCAUAGCACUGUGUGCGAUGACUUUGAAGGGGUUCUGACCAUCCUCCACUGGCUAUCCUACAUGCCGAAGAAUGUUUACAGUCCAGUUCCUAUGCUCAGCUCCAAGGAUCCUAUAGACCGAAUCAUUGAAUUUGUCCCAACCAAAGCCCCAUAUGAUCCCCGCUGGAUGCUGGCAGGACGGCCACACCCAAGCCAGAAAGGCCAGUGGUUGAGUGGAUUUUUUGACUACGGCUCCUUCUCAGAGAUUAUGCAACCUUGGGCCCAGACCGUAGUGGUUGGUCGAGCCAGGCUGGGAGGAAUACCUGUAGGAGUGGUUGCCGUAGAAACCAGAACAGUGGAGCUAAGUAUCCCAGCUGAUCCUGCAAACCUGGAUUCUGAGGCCAAGAUCAUCCAGCAGGCUGGCCAGGUUUGGUUCCCAGACUCGGCCUUCAAGACGUAUCAAGCUAUCAAGGACUUCAACCGGGAGGGGCUGCCUCUGAUGGUGUUUGCCAACUGGAGAGGUUUUUCUGGUGGAAUGAAAGACAUGUACGACCAGGUGCUGAAGUUCGGCGCCUACAUCGUGGACGGCUUACGCGAGUGCUCCCAGCCGGUACUGGUUUACAUCCCUCCUCAGGCCGAACUCCGGGGAGGGUCCUGGGUCGUGAUCGAUCCCACCAUCAACCCCCGGCACAUGGAGAUGUACGCCGACCGGGAAAGCAGGGGAUCGGUCCUGGAACCAGAGGGGACGGUGGAAAUCAAAUUCCGCAGAAAGGAUUUGGUGAAAACCAUGCGCCGAGUGGACCCAAUCUACAUCCACCUGGCUGAGCGACUAGGCACCCCAGAGCUCAGCCCCGCCGAGCGGAAGGAGCUGGAAGCCAAGCUGAAGGAGCGGGAGGAGUUCCUCACUCCCAUUUACCACCAGGUCGCCGUGCAGUUUGCCGACUUGCACGACACACCGGGCCGGAUGCAGGAGAAAGGGGUCAUUAACGACAUCCUGGACUGGAAAACGUCCCGGACCUUCUUCUACUGGAGACUGAGGCGCCUCUUGCUGGAGGACUUGGUGAAGAAGAAGAUCCACGACGCCAACCCCGAGCUGACAGACGGACAGAUCCAAGCCAUGUUGAGGCGCUGGUUUGUGGAAGUCGAGGGAACGGUGAAGGCCUAUGUGUGGGACAACAACAAGGAUCUGGUGGAAUGGCUAGAGAAGCAGCUAAAUGAAGAGGAAGGCGCCCGCUCGGUGGUCGAUGAAAACAUCAAGUACAUCUCCAGAGAUUACGUACUCAAGCAGAUCCGUAGCUUGGUGCAGGCCAAUCCAGAGGUGGCCAUGGAUUCCAUCGUCCACAUGACCCAGCACAUCUCGCCGACUCAACGGGCGGAAGUCGUGCGGAUCCUCUCGACGAUGGAUUCCCCUCCUUCGACGUAGGGCCGGCGGGAGCCCGCCUCCCUCCCUCUCUUCCUCCCUCCGCCCGAUCCCGUUCCCUCCCUCCGGCCCUCCCCUCUGUAUGGUGACCGGGGCGUCCCCGCUCCUUGGCUGGGAUUGCCGUAGAGAGGGGAGGAAACAAAAUGCGGCACUGAAGUGAACAAGUGGCAUUUUUACCUCCCUUUGGGACUAUUCUGGGUAGCCUGGAUGCCCAAAAGGCUCCAGAGAGCUUCUCCGGGACUGGGACCAAGGUCCUGUUAGGUAUUUAUUGAACAGAAAUUGCUCCCACAACCGCCGUCCUGCCACACUCAAAUGGGAAAAGGCAAUGAAGGGUACAGAUUGGUGCCAUGAGGCCUUACCAGCGAUGUGUGAGCCAGGGCUCCGGGCCAGGCUUCCCCGUGCUCGGACUUUGAGGGGCGCGAUGGCCCACAGUCGGCCGCCCCCACCUCGGAAGGCUUCACCCCCAGACGGUUGCGGCGGCGACGAGGAAACUCCACUUGGGUCUCAUCCAGUGGUGUCCCCAGGCCUCACCAGAUCUCCAUUUGGUUUCUGCUUUUUUUUUUUUUAAUCCUAUGACAAGAAUAACUGGAACUCAAAAGACUGACCACAGGCACCAGGGGAGCCGCGGGCAAUAGCAAUCAUGGAAAUGGGGAGGGAGAAAGGAGACAGUAGUGACAGUGGCCUUUGUCCCCCACUGCCGCCAGUAAGUCAUCACUGGUCGAGCAAGUACGGGGAUUACUUUGUAUUGGGCCCCAGGCAUCCGCAUCAUCCCCGGGAUUCUACUUUUGGCCCCAAGAAAGGGCGGUCAGGCCCCGUUCUCGGAGGUUUGGCAUUCACGGGCUUCGGCCUACCUACCCUCGGCCGAUGCCCGGAAGGGAAAGGGGCCGGCCUUUCCGUUUCAGAGCCAUUCAGCACUUGGCAACUGACCCAGUCACGUUCCUAGUCCCACCCUUGGCCUCGCUCACUAGAGCUGCCCUGCACCCCAUCCCCUUUCCCACCUUAGGACCUGAGGGAGGGGAAUUUUCAGGAGCCGACUGACAGGAAGUCAAAACGUGUCCGAACAAGGCUGGGGCAGGGGAGGCUUCCUGAGGGCAACAGAACCCUCCUUGCCUGUCUUUUUCUGGAUCCGGCAGUAGCGGAGCUGCUGCCGGUUUCCGAGGUUAGUGGUUCUCUCCCCUUCCCCUCUCCCGCUGCCCGAUGCUCAGGUUGAGGGAAGAGUGUUAACUCUCAAUUGAACGAGAUCUUACCUUGUACCGGGUAUCUGGAAUAUCCCAGGGACAAAAGCGGUAUUCCCUAAUUUUAACCUAAAGAAAACAGAGUGAGGGUUGCAUAGGAGAGGCAGCAGCUCCCAUCGGAUGAUGGUUAAUUUUCCCAAAUGGUACCUCAAGGGCUGGCAAAGGAGUAAACAGCAAAGAUACCGUUUCAAAGAAUGCAGCUGCAUUUACAACAAGCUGCAACUCCGCGCCUUAACUCUACAAUUUAAAUUUAACAACAGAAGAAAGCCACUGGUAGCACUGACGUCUUACCUUCAGACCACCACUUCUGCCAGACUGCAGUGACAACUGGAUCCAAGCUAGUCGCCUGCCAACCAGUCAGUCUCCUUCUGCCGGGAAGCAGGGGCACCUUGACCUCCAUUGCCCAUAUGCGUUCUCAUCACCUUCGGCACUGGCCGGAAAAAGCAGAUCUGUCAGGUCUGAACGAGUGAAGACGACCUGCGAAGGGCAGAUACUGACCUUAAGCGUCCGCCAACCUUCGGCUCCGAAAAACUAAAGGGGAUCUGUUGGUUCCGUCCCAUCUAGGAAGACCAGUAAAGGACAGUUACUGACCAAGAGCAUCCAAGUCGAUCAAGUGCUCAAAAGGAUUUCGGUUGAGACCCAUCUGGUUAUUUGUUUUUUUACAAGUUAUGGAAAACAGCUUAACACGUGCUGCUGCAUAAAAUUCAAACCCAACCCAUAAGCAGCGUGAACUACCCCUUUACUGUAAAGAAAUGCUAUUACAACAAGCUGGUGCUAUCAUACAGAACUCCUGGGUCUAACUUUUCACUCAUCCGAAGUUACGGCACACUACAACGGCUUCAAAGUAAAGAACACCAGAUAAGUUGGAAAAAAAGCAGUACACGGGACUGGGAAUUUUUUUUUUUCCAAAUGGGGAAGGGGAGUGAGAAAAGUCUCCUAUGUGAGAUGUCAAAAUAACGUCACUACCCAUUAGAUACAAGUUUACUGAAGCAGAUUUCAAAUGAUGUAUUGACCAAAACUUGCUCAAACCAAGACUGUCGCCCCCUUUUCAUUCUGUUCAUAAAGCAACGAUUACUUGUCUCGACAGAAAAUUCAAGUGGAUACGUAUCCAAGAGGGAGUGGAGAGGCUUCAGACAAUGCAUUCUUAGUACAUUACUUUCCUGAAAUAAAUCAAUAGAGUAAUAGACCAGGCCCUGCUUGUCAUAUCACAUUCAUCCUUGGGGUUACUGUGCUCUCUGCUCCAUUUUUGAUAGUGCUGAGGUUCUAUUCCUUUCUCCCUUCCCCCCAAAACCACUGUCUACCUUGGGGGUAGAGGGAGGAGGAGAGAAGGAGCAGGAACUUAAUGUUCGAUGUGUCAUGGCAGCUGAGGAGCCCGUUUCUGAUGUAUCUUAGGAACGAAAUGUCUUAGCAAAAAGUCAAACUCGGCAAUUCAAAUCAAGUUUGAACCGCCGCGCAGGCUAUUAUCAGACCAGGCCUCCUUGGCUUUAAGGUGACCUUUAAGCCACUGUCUUUCUGGUUAGGAGACAAGUUCAACCCGCCAUGAGCUGAGUGGGAAAGGAAGACUUCAAAUAGAGGAAGCUGCCACCCAGAUAACCUGUUCUCCGUUGAAGCUGGGAUGCCCCUGUCUUGUGUCUGCAGCUUGUCCCGAUCUGGGGCAGAGAGGGCACAGAUAGCGGUGCUCUGGCUGGAGAAAUGGUGAGCAUCAGCUGACUGACGCCACAGAUGAGAAGCACAGUCCACCCUGAAAUUAGUAUCACUGAGAACAUAACCCUGUGGGUAGUGGAGUAGGGAGGCGGGGAAGGAUGGAAAAUAGCUACCCAACCCUGGUGAUCCUCAGAAAGCCUUUGGUUUCUGGCACUGCACUAAAUGAGCACGUGGAUUCUAAUAGCCAAUACCUUGAAGGUGGCACCGUGGCAGAUGAUGCCAAUUUUAUACAACGGUUUCCAGCCAGCUUAUUCAUUUUAGCCACUCAGGAUCGGAGAGCCGCUUUCUAAACUGCUACAUUGGCAGUAGCUCCGUGGGCUAGUGGAAAACCUAACUGGUCUAGGUGCUGGGAGGCCUGGGCUCGCUGAUCUUCCCAGUAACUACUUGCUUUGGGGCCUCGGGUGACACACCUUCCCCAGAGCCGGCAGAGAAAAGGCAAUGAUGGUUGGGGCUCCUCAGACGAAUGACAAGGGCCUUUCCAAGCUAUUCCCCGGAAUCAGCAGUAGCACGUAGACAUUGAAACCCUACUUUCACCCACCCCAACUUGAGUUUUUAUCAAAAAUAAUACAAAAGAUGGCUUGUGUAUCCAGGCGCCAAAAUCACUGUCUGAAAAUGAAAUGGGUAGGGCUAAAGCGAUAUAAAAUAUCCAUCUGGUUUGCCUCGAGCUGUUUCUUAAUUGGGAAUGUGGUCUUAACUCAGUGCCAAGAGGAAAAACUGGGCCAGCUCACCUGUUGGGGAACUAGGAGACAACUGCUCUGGCUCACUUAGAUAAGCAGUGAUUCACCACAGCCUACUAACCUUGGGGACCCUCCCUCCACCAAGAAGUCAAGCAAGCUUACCUGUGACAGGAGGCUUAAAUGAUGCGGUUUUUAGCCCUGGUUGGUUCUGGGAAGAAGGGGAGCACUGUUACUUUGGGGAAGAUCAUGAAAUACUGUUAAUGCCUGUUCCUUUCAGGAAGCUGACUGACACGUGUAGAACUCUCUGCUGCUGCAGAGUCUCACUUACCUCACAAGUUUCUUUUAAUAAAAGAAAAUUUUAAUUCCA
Tachyglossus aculeatus (Australian echidna) is the source of this 11135-nucleotide messenger RNA. It is a transcript of the gene ACACA, whose product is annotated as acetyl-CoA carboxylase alpha. The record is from RefSeq and is a predicted model, not a curated record. Bases 70 to 7155 code for a protein of 2361 amino acids. Lineage: Eukaryota; Metazoa; Chordata; Mammalia; Monotremata; Tachyglossidae. Gene Ontology annotation, biological process: fatty acid biosynthetic process. The transcript has 57 exons. Gene Ontology annotation, molecular function: metal ion binding; acetyl-CoA carboxylase activity; ATP binding.